Ahaetulla prasina is the source of this 3135-nucleotide messenger RNA. RefSeq names its product distal-less homeobox 3 (gene DLX3). The coding region runs from base 198 to 902 and encodes 234 amino acids. Lineage: Eukaryota; Metazoa; Chordata; Lepidosauria; Squamata; Colubridae. Gene Ontology annotation, molecular function: RNA polymerase II cis-regulatory region sequence-specific DNA binding; DNA-binding transcription factor activity, RNA polymerase II-specific. The transcript has 3 exons. The record is from RefSeq and is a predicted model, not a curated record. Gene Ontology annotation, biological process: epithelial cell differentiation; regulation of transcription by RNA polymerase II; embryo development.
UUCUCUUGAGGACAGCAGUAGCAACAGCAGCAACAGCAGCAGUGGCGGCAGAAGCAACUGCAACAAUUCCUGGAAUCAUGGCAGAGUAAAAGACUAUUCAACAGGAGGUGAAGAUAGAAAGGAUUUUUCUCAAGUUAGUUAGUUCUUUCGUUUUCUGGGUCAAGCUGUGGACCUUCCUUUGAUGAGCUCUUCUCAUCAUGAGUGGACCUUUUGAUAAGAAGAUUACCAGCAUUUUGACUGACAUUUCCAGCUCAAUCAGUUGCCAAGCAGGCACCAAAGAUUCUCCUACUCUUCCUGAAUCGUCUAUCACGGACCUGGGAUACUACAGCACUCCUCAUGCUCAGCAUGAAUAUUACCCCAGCCAGCCUUAUACUCAGCCUAUGAAUCCCUAUGCAUACCACCCCCAAUUUAACUUCAAUGGGAUGGGGGCACCGGGGACAUACUCCCCCAAACCUGACUAUCCUUACAGCACUUCAUAUAGGCAAUAUGGACCUUUCCGGGACCAGCAGUUACCGAGCCAAGAAACAGUUGCAGUGAAGGAAGAACCUGAACCUGAAGUGCGGAUGGUCAACGGGAAAGCAAAAAAAAUCCGAAAGCCCCGCACAAUUUACUCUAGUUACCAGCUGGCUGCUUUGCAAAGGCGAUUCCAGAAGGCGCAGUACCUGGCGUUGCCAGAGAGGGCAGAGUUGGCUGCACAACUUGGACUGACCCAGACUCAGAUUUUCUCCCUCACUGGAUGGAUGGAUGGAAGGAAGGAAGGAAGACCUAGCAGUUGCAAAACAACACAAAACAAAGCUCCAGCAGUUCCAGCAUCUUCUUCAUUCCCAAGAAUGACUCUGUGUCCCCUAAGCUUCUUAAAAAUGCAAAUGACAAGAGGCUGCCACACACAAUGCAAAAGAUGACAGCAUAUUUAAUGCAGAUUAAAAUGAUUCUUUAGUAAAAUGAAUGCAGUAGAAUAAAGAUAGACCAGGAUUGGAAGUCCCCUUCCUGAUCUAUUUUACACUUAUGAUUUAUAUUCCAUACUUGGGUCUCUAGAAAGGCUGACUUCUGGUUAGAUUCUCUCCAGACCAUGUCUUGCUUUUCCACAUUUUUUUUCUCAAACCAAAUGCUGCCCCUGCACCUGAGCAUAUUAUUUAUACAGCUCUCCUCGGCUUCUCCGAAUAUAAAAGAGAUGGAAGUAAGCUUGCACAAGAAACGCCUGGCUGUAUUAUUUUCAGUUCUGUCCUGAACAAAGACAAAAAUAAUAAUUCUGCCUACUUAAAUGAGCCAGACCCAUUUUAGAAUAUAGACCAACAGGGGAUUGUAAAACUUAGGAAAUGCAGAUUGUAUUACUUUACAGACCUUACUGAGUCUAGCAUUGGACUAAAUGAGUGGUGAGAACCCUAGGCCUAGCACCCUUUCUUUUUAUAGCUGUUGGAACAUCCCAUAGUAGGAUGUUGAAUUCUCAUUUUAAGGAAUUAGACCUAUAACUGAAAGGAACUUGCUCUCAUUCACUUUGAUCAAAUUAGCCCUAUCCUUGUAAAGUCCUCAAAGCAUCUUUUCUGUUAAGAAGACUGCAACCUUAACAGUAACUGCAUUAAAUUGAAGGAGAUCUAGAUUUUAUCCCCACUGACUAACUUUACACAAGUUGCCCCUCUUAUUUUAGCUUACUAAGCGUAGAAAAGUGAAGUAAGCCAAUGAGCUACCUAGAAGCUUCUGGGAGGACAAAUGGGAUACAAGUCUAAUUAAUAAAUUAAAAGCCCUGGAUUUGAUUCUUCCACCCAGCAAUAUUUGCACACAGGGCUCAACACUCUCCCCAGUUGCCCUGAAUACAGGAUGAAGUCUUGUUGCACGACUCUGAGUCAAUCAAAGCCCUUGAGGUCUUGCCAGAAGAAAGGGUGUUUUACAGCUGACACAACAUAAACAAAGAGGCAAACAUUCUGGGGGUGGCAAGCACCUCCUGUUUGUCCUCCUGCACCUGAGGGGGAGGCCGAGAGCUCGUGAGUCAUUGUUGAGGCACUCCAUCCAUGCCCUGUGGAAGAGCUGCUGUCAUCUGCUGUGGAAGCUCCUUGCUGAAGUCUGUCACAGCCCAAGGGUUGUUUAUCCACUUUGGAGCCUGCUUGGGCAGACCUGGAUUGGGGAUAGGGCAGGGGAAUGAAAAGGCGGUGUUGAAAUUUGUUCUGAAGAUGAGAAACCAUUCGGGCAUUGAGACAACUCAGGAGAUAGGCUUCCUAGCUUAGCUGGAUUUGUUGGCUUUUCCAAAGUCCUGACAUGUGAGGAAGCUCAAAUAUAAAAACUAUGGAGCUUAGGUUGAGGGACAGUGGCCGUCCUGACCACAUGACUGGAAAAAAAUUCAAAUGGGGACCCUAUUUUCACCCAAAGUUUUGCCCAAACAUUGGGUGUCACAAUGUUCAUAACACACGGACAUAACACCUGAUGCACAAGACUUCAUGCUCCUUGAAAGCUUUGGCUCUUGAUAUCAAAUUGUAAUUUAUACUCUGACAGAAGGAGAAAAAUGUUAUAUUCAAGACUGAUCAGUAAUUAUACUGAUUGUUUAAUUAAACUGGAUGUGAAAUGUGGAUUUUGGCUAAUUGCUUUUUAGAGUUCCCUAACAUACUAUUCAAAUGCUCAGUGUGUCUCUCAGACUGUCCCAAACAUUCAUUUAAACUGAACUGCCCUUAUGAAGCAUGGUUAAAUCUGGAAUAUUUAACAGGAAAACUUAAGCUUGAUAUUGUGGCACAAACUGUGCUGCUAUAAAAAGGAAAACUCUGAUAUCAAUGUGGCACCUUCAACAAACUUAUUAAAUGUCUUAAGCUGCCCUCCAAACUGCAGUGUGGAGGACUAAAAGACCCCCAACUGUGUGGGUCAUCUACAAGUGUAUACCCUGAAUGCUUUUUUGAUGCCAAGAUCCAUUCUUUAAAAAUAUUUGCUUCACUUCCUGAAGGCCACUGGUAGGACUGAACUAAUGCACUGUUCACUAGAAAGAUAAUUUGUCCCACGUUCAACUUCUUCAAGUUGGAGAGUUUAGCAAAAUAAAGGGGGAUAGUACACUUAUUUUAUUAUAAUUCCAAGGGAAAAAUUGUGUACCUGUAUGUUGGUGGUUUGGUACAAAAUGUUGGGAAUGCAAAUUUAAGGUGCUUCAAGAGCUAUAUAAUU